Molecule: messenger RNA, 589 nt
Organism: Drosophila biarmipes
Lineage: Eukaryota; Metazoa; Arthropoda; Insecta; Diptera; Drosophilidae
Product: larval cuticle protein 65Ab1-like
Exons: 1
Coding region: 17-325 (102 amino acids)
Cellular component (GO): chitin-based extracellular matrix
Molecular function (GO): structural constituent of chitin-based larval cuticle
Source: RefSeq, a predicted model, not a curated record
UCUAUCCAGCUCCAACAUGAAGUUCCUCAUCGUCUUCGUCGCCCUCUUCGCCAUGGCCGUGGCCCGCCCCAACGAGAUCGGAAUUGUGAGGCUGGACUCCGACGUGCAGCCCGACAAGUGGAGCUCCGCUCUGGAGACCAGCGACGGCACCAAGAUCGACCAGCAGGGUGCCCUGAAGGACGUUGGCACUGAGCACGAGGCCGCCGUUGUCCACGGAUCCUACUCCUGGGUAGAUGAGAAGACCGGCGAGAAGUUCACCGUGACCUACGUCGCCGAUGAGAACGGAUUCCAGCCCCAGGGAGCCCAUCUGCCCGUGGCCCCCUAAACUGUCCUUGAUCACAAAACGAAACUUGUUCAUUCAGAGACUAAAUAAAAUUGAUUGUUAAUUGCAAAUAUCACAAACAGUUUUUUACCAAUUCAAUGCUGUGGAAGGGGUUUAUACUGAAAUCAAAGUACAAUAUAAAGCUUUCAUUAACAUACUAAGGAAACAAAUAUGGGAAUUGCCUAAGACCCCUCACCUUUAAACUACCACCGAUUUUUUACAAACAACAAUAAUAUAAAUUUUUCCUAAAUCAAGGCAACCCGAUAU